AUGCCUCUCACAAGUCACCAUGUCGGUGGAACAAGUCACGUUGGAAGAAACGUAGACACAGGGCUCGUAAAUGACACUCAGUCCACGACACCGAGCGCAAUAGCGGAUGGGGCAACCCAAUUCACGGCAGAGUUUCUUACCCAGCUGCCAAGACCCGGAGCAGGCAUCGCGAAUCCAGCAGGCGAUCUCGUUUUCGUCCCCGUAAGCCAGUAUUCGCAUGCGGACAAAAAGACCUACAAAUGUGUAUACAUUGUGUCACUAGUCGCACGCGUCCCGCCUCUCAAGGUUCCUGUUGAAGAGCCAGGCGACGCAUUCUGGCUCGACUCUCGUACACUUGCUCAUAUAUCCGAGACUGGUGAAGAGAAGAAGAAAACCAAAGAGCUUUAUGCAUUAUCGCUAGCGUUUGAUGCUGGAGUUGAUGGUGAUGCUUUGAAGGCCUCAGAACCGUCGGUUCUAGUGGGUUCAUUCCCAACGACCACUGUCGCUAACUUCCGUUACUCUCGAGCUGCAGAAAGACUAGUACUCUCUGCCUAUGUUUAUCCUGAUGGUGAUAUCUCAGCUGUCAAGGCAAAAGACGAUGCAUGGGAAAACAGGGGUACCACAGCCUUGGUGUACGAUAACACUUACGAGAGACAUUGGGAUAAAUAUGUAGGGCCUAAGGAAUCUUCACUUUUCACUGUGUCACUCCAUAAAGACAGUCAAAGAAAGUGGGUACUCGGUGACGAUUACGUGAAUGCUCUACAAGGAACGAAGAAUCACUGUCCAGUGGAGCCUUUUGGUGGAACCGACGAUUUUGAUGUCUCUGAUAGUCGCAUCGUUUAUACCACAAAAGAUGCCUCUUUACCAAUGGCUAUCCACACGAAACAAGAUAUAUUUUUGGUGGACUUCACGGGAGAAAAUUUAAAAGAGCUGACAUCUGGAAAUCAAGGCGCUACACAUAAUCCAGUCUUCAAUAAGCAAGCCGACAAGGUUGCAUGGUUAGAGCUCGAUGAAGAUGGCCAUGAAGCUGAUCGAUCUAAGAUAGUACUCUACGAUCUUCAAAAAGAUAUCAGGUUCACGCUUACGCCCGAUUGGGAUCGAUCGCCUAGUACAUUAUCUUUUUCGACCAGUGGUGAUCAUCUCUACUUAAUUGCCGGCGAAUAUGCCAGGGACAAGAUUUUUGUACUUCCAGUUCCACCGACACCGGAACAAUCCUCUACCAAACCUGAGCUCGAGUCUAGAUUCACGACGCCAAUAGCUCUAACCGAUCAUCACAGUGCUUUGGAUAUCCAAGUCCUAUCUAACAAUCGCCUUCUCUUCACCAUGAACUCGUUUACCGCUCCGAAUGAUGUCUAUGUGCUUAACGGUCUAGACCGCAUUGAAUCGGAUAUUCAGAGUCAAGUCUCGAGCAUAUAUCGGGGAGAAUUGGACCGUUGCACACAGCUUACGACAGACAAUAUGAAAGGCCUGAAUUUGCCAGAUGGUGAAGAGUUUUGGUUCAAAGGUGCCAAUAAUAAAGACGUUCAAGGGUGGUUGUUCAAACCAAGAGGCUGGAAAGAAUCUGACAAGAAAAAGUGGCCUAUACUCAUGAUGAUUCACGGAGGUCCCCAGUGGGCUUGGAAAGAUAACUGGUCCGCACCCAACUGGAAUCACAUUUUGUUCGCUGAACAUGGCUAUUUCACAAUCGCCAUGAAUCCUACAGGCUCGACUACGUUCGGUCAAGAAUUCACCGACAGCAUUACCGGAGACUGGGGAGGAAAACCAUUCGUUGACAUGCAGAAUGGGUUCAAAUACAUACUAGAUAAUUAUCCACAGAUUGACCCAGAACGGGCUGUUGCAGCUGGCGCAAGUUGGGGAGGUUAUGCUAUCAACUGGAUUCAAGGUCACCCAGAACUAGGUUUCAAUUUCAAAGCAAUGGUGAACCAUGAUGGGAUCUUUGACUUUGAGUAUGAUCAGUAUUCAACGGAUGAACUCUUCUUCUUCAAUCACGAAGCUGGUGGGCUGCCUUGGGAUAGCAAAGGGAAGGAGUUUUUAAAGAAGUAUGAAGCAUGUCCCUUAUUCGAAUGGGACACAUUUUUUACUAAAAGUAUCAGGUUCAACCCUACAAACUUCGUUCACAAGUGGGCAACGCCGACGCUUUUCUUCCAUGGAAGCAAGGAUUAUCGCCUCCCUGAGACUGAGAGUAUUGGUGCAUGGCAUGCUCUACGACAGCUUGGGGUUCCUAGCCGACUUGUAAUAUUCCCCGACGAGAUUCAUGGUACGCUGAAUGGCGGCAACGUUAUCAAAUGGCACGAGGAGACGUUCAAGUGGUUGGAUCAGUACGUCGGAUUGAACACAUAG
Serpula lacrymans var. lacrymans S7.9 is the source of this 2319-nucleotide messenger RNA. RefSeq lists its product as uncharacterized. Lineage: Eukaryota; Fungi; Basidiomycota; Agaricomycetes; Boletales; Serpulaceae. The transcript has 15 exons. The record is from RefSeq and is a predicted model, not a curated record. Bases 1 to 2319 code for a protein of 772 amino acids. Gene Ontology annotation, molecular function: serine-type endopeptidase activity. Gene Ontology annotation, biological process: proteolysis.